This is a messenger RNA of Protopolystoma xenopodis, 180 nucleotides long. The record is from the annotation of a GenBank genome assembly. NCBI's taxonomy places the organism in Eukaryota, Metazoa, Platyhelminthes, Monogenea, Polystomatidea, Polystomatidae.
CCUUAUGAUCGAGUCUCUCCCAGUUUGGCCAUAAAGCUGCUUGAAAGGCUUCGCGAAAAUGACAGGCGUAGGCAGACAUUUGUCCAAGCACUCAAAAAGGAUGAGCGUGAGCGACGCAAGCACAUGGAGGAUGUGAUCCGUCAGCUCAAAGAGCUAAAUACUAAGAGCUUUUCUCGCUAG